Messenger RNA from Paramecium sonneborni, 3493 nucleotides. Lineage: Eukaryota; Ciliophora; Oligohymenophorea; Peniculida; Parameciidae. The record is from the annotation of a GenBank genome assembly.
UAAUAAAUGAUAUAAAAAUUAAUACUUCUAUCUAUCCUAAUCUUUUAGGCAACUUAAUUUGAGUUGAGGUAAAGUGAAUAGGGAAUUGAUGUUUUACUUACUUAUAGUAAUGAAAUGAUUAACUCUUAAAAUGAUCUUAAUUUAAACUUAAUAUUAUCGGAAACAAGGAAAGCAAAAAUUACAAGGUUUAUAGGAAUAACUUUUAAUGAAUUUGAUAUGAGGGAUAAGGAUUUUACUGCUAGUAGUAAUUAUCAAAUAAGUGUUGAACCUCCUAUUAUUAAAUAUACUUCGGAUGAUUCAUACGUUUCUUCCUUUGAUUUAAUCUUAACUAAUAUAAUAAAUCCAUCAAAUCCUGGAUAAAAAAAUAUAUAAGUUGGUAUUUUUAAUGGAUAAACAAUGCUAACUAUAUUUUUAGUAAUAGAAAUAAAGGGCAUUUAAUUGAAAUCUAGUAUAUUAGGAAAAGGUGUUACAUUUGAAAGAUCAAGUAUUUAAUUAUCUUUUGAAUUGGACUUUUUUAGCCUAUUACAAAUGCCAAUAAUGUUUGUAGACUUAUAAAUUUAAUUAGAGUUUCCAGUUUUUACAAGUCUUUAUAUUUCCUGUUCAGAUUUUAUAGGUUUAUCAUAAAACUAAUUCUGCAGAUCAAAAGGCAAUAUAAUUUAUGUUUAAAAUAGAGAUAGAGAAUUCCUUUAUAAUGAAAGUAAGCAAUCAUUUAUAAUUCAUAAUUUUUCAUUCCCAUCUAAUUUAGAAAUAUAUACAGCCAAUCUUAAAAUUUUUGAAGAACAAAAUAAAAUAGCUGAAGACUAAUUUACCUUUAGUGCAUAUGCUCCAGCAGAAAUUGAAAGAAUAAUAUAAAGUAAAUUUAAAUUAUAAUCUUUUAGCAAGUACAAAUUGUUAUGCUGCUUAAUAAACUCUUUUAAAAUUAUUUUUAGAUUCUUAACAAUAUAUACUUUCUAAAUCAGAUCUUUAAAUAACUCUAUCAUAAAAAUUACUAAUCGAAUAAAUAAUCAUCAAUGAUAUAAAAUAAUCAUUUGUUUAGAAUGAUAAAGUAAUUUAUAUAAGUUAAUUUAAUGAUCAAUAAUUAGAUUAAUUUAAAGUAAAGGUUGAAUUAUAAUUUAUUAAUUUAGAAUAUAAGUCAAAUGUGACAUUCUCUAUUUAAAUUAAUAAAAUUAGCCCAAGUUUAAAAGGAAAUUUUAUAUAUUCUAUAUAACCAAAUGAAUAUAAGAACUUUAUAGUUACUAGAGAUACUGAAAUAGUAGAUGAAGAAACCAAUCUCUAUAUAAAUAUUGAAUUGUAAAAUCCUAUUAUAAAUGGUGAGAUCCAUAUUCAAUUUCCAUAAGAAUUAAAUCUGACUCCUAGUUUGUCUAAAAAUUUAAAUGGAUAAUCAUUUUAAUUUACUUUUAGAAUAAAAAAUCCAUCUACUAUUUGUUAGACAAAUAGAUUUGAAUCGUAGGCUUAUUAAAAUAAUUAAUUUAGAGAGUAAUUAUACAAAAAUGUAAUACUUAUUUAAUAACCAAAUUAAAUAAUUUAAGUUUAAUAAAUAAGUUUUAGUAAUGAAUUCACUUUAAGUAAAUCUAAUCUAUAAAUAUCAUUAAAAAGUGAAUUUGGAAUUAAAAUUUAAUUUGAAAAAUCAAUUAAUUUAAAUGAUAUAACUUGCCAAAAUUGCUUAAAAUUAGAUUCUUCAACAAUUUAAUUAUUAAAAAAUACAGAUGUUAUUAUAAAAGGUAUAGAAACACCUAGAUUAGCAAAAGAAUCAAAUUUUAUAAUUUAAACAUAUGAAAAUUAAUGUUAGAAGAGUUAAUUUGAAUAAAAAUUAUUAUUUAAACCAAAUAAAUUCAAAAUAGUUCCUGAAGUAAUUACUAAAAAAUUAAAUUAAUUAAAUUAAUGGUUAUUUACUUUUGAAUUACCAUGUGAUGUUUUAGAAUCAGAUAAAUUGAAAAUUAUUUAUCCAUCUUCUUUGUUGAUGAAUGAACCUCUCAAAUGUUAAAUCUUACAUAUAAAUUAAAAUCAAUUUGAUUGUAAUAGUAAAAUAAUAAAUUUACCACCUAUCUAAAAAAAAUAAGUAAUGCGACUUCUUAUAUCUUAACCUAAGAAUCCAAUAAAACCUGUAUUAAUAGAAUGGUAAUUUAUUUUAGUAGAUAAAUAAGAAAAUUAGAUAGCUAUUUUCAUUUCUUAAUUUUAAGAUUGGGAAUAUUAAUUAAUUUAAAAUUCUAUGAUAAAUUUGAUAGAUUAUAAAUUUUUAUAAAUGAAAGAAGCAUUAUUAAGAUUUUCAUUAUAAGAUAAGGUAGAUUAGAUUCUGUAUGAUGGUAAUAUUAUAAUUUUUUGUGAAAAUUGUCAAUAACAAUAGAAUUAGUCUGUCAUAAUCACUUAAGAAGGAUAAAAAUUUUUAGAAAUUCCAUUUAGAUUUUUUACAGUUAAAAAUUAAUAUAUCUAUUAAUUCUCAUAUAAACUUACAACCUUUUAUUAAGGAAUUAUUAAAUAGUAAGGAAAUUUUAAAUAAACUAUAUCUUUAUAUUGUUCAACUGAUUGUAGUGAAUGUGAAAGUUUUGAGAAAUGCACAAUUUGCAAAGUUGGAUAUUUACAUAAUUUUUCUUGUUUUAAUGAAUGUCCAAUAAGUUAUUAUGGAUUAAAUCAUUAAUGUUAUCCUUGUUCAAUAGGACAGUGUACUAAAUGUGUGUAUUUGGAUUAAGAAAUAUGUUUAGAAUGCAAUUCAAAUUUAGAUCUCUAUUUAAAUUAAUGUGUUAAUCAAGAUUAUUUUAUAAAUGAAAAUAUUACUAAUUAAACUAACAAUCAGACUGAGCAAAAAGUUGGUUCGAUUACAGUUAAUUAGGUCUUAAAAUUAAAAUACAAUUUUCCUGGUAUUCUUUUAAUUAUAUUCUUAAUUUGCCUUUUUACUUUAAUCGUUAAGAUUUAAAACUAUUCAAGCAUAUCAAAAACUAUUCUUUUUUCAUUAUUUUCUGUCUUAGAAAAUGGAAUUGGCAUUUUUAUCUUUAUUUAGUAAUGAAUAUAUUUUUAUUGUAGUUUUUUAAUAUACUAAUUGUUUGACCUAGCCUUUUUGUCAUUAUCCUUACUGAUCUAUUAAAUAAUAUUGUAAGUAAAUUGCCUAUUAUAACUUAAAACAUACAUAACAUUUGAUUUGAAAUACUAACAGUAUAAAAAAGAUCACUUAUCUGUAAAAAUAGUAUUUUGGAUAUCUUGUGGAUUAAAUUACAUAUUUUUCAUUAUUCAAACUUCUAAAUUAAAUAAAAAUCCUUAAUGGAAUUGCAAAUGGCAAUAUAAAAAUGAGGUUCUUAGAUAAAUUGCAAAUUCACUUAGAUAAUCAUUAGUUUAUUCUAUUUUAUAAAUAACUAUUGUAAUUACAUCAAUCUUAGAAUUAUAGUAAAUUUAAACAACAUUUUUAGAGAUAUUAAGUGUUAAUAUCAUUAAUAUAGGAUUAAAUUUUUAUCAUUAAUAUAAGUAUAACAGUAUGAAUAAAAGAGUUUUAUCGAUAGAAUGA